AUGCCAGUUUCUUGUUCCGCCCAUGACUGUACUAAUCGAAGGCAACGUGAUGGCAGUAUCCAUUUUUUUUCAUUUCCUUUAAAAAAUGCUGAAAGAAACCAACUUUGGAUAAAUGCUGUGGGGCGUAAAGGAUUUAUUCCAACAAAAAACAGUGCUAUUUGCAGCAGUCAUUUUGUAGCAUCCGAUUUCAAAAUAAAUCCAGGAAGCAAUUACCGUUUACAUUUAAAUGAUACUGCUGUACCAUCUGUUUUCCCUGGUAAUACAUCAGAAAAAAAAUCUCAAAUUGAACAAAACAUUGAAGAAAAUUCACCUAUUAGAGGGAUUAUUGAUACAAAUAAUUUAUUAUUGACUACUCCGUCCAAAGUAACAGCAAGAAGGCCUUUAAUUUCUCCUAAAACAAAAAGUAAACAUACAAGUGAACCUCUAACACCUAGGAAAAUUGAGUUAACAAAAAAAAAUAAAAUUGUUGCAACAAGGAAUAAGACGAAGGGAUAA
Macrosiphum euphorbiae (potato aphid) is the source of this 495-nucleotide messenger RNA. Lineage: Eukaryota; Metazoa; Arthropoda; Insecta; Hemiptera; Aphididae. The record is from the annotation of a GenBank genome assembly.